Molecule: messenger RNA, 661 nt
Organism: Cyprinodon tularosa
Lineage: Eukaryota; Metazoa; Chordata; Actinopteri; Cyprinodontiformes; Cyprinodontidae
Gene: urp1
Product: urotensin-related peptide 1
Exons: 5
Coding region: 12-464 (150 amino acids)
Biological process (GO): regulation of blood pressure; blood vessel diameter maintenance
Cellular component (GO): extracellular region
Molecular function (GO): hormone activity
Source: RefSeq, a predicted model, not a curated record
UCUCGGUGGAGAUGAAAACAGUCCAGAUCCGGCCACCUGAGGGUAGAGACACCAUGCUUUCUUUAGCUCUGUUUAACCUUCUCGCUGUAAUUUGCUCUGCAACAUGGACACAUGCUCUGCCGCUUUAUCAGGAACCCAAUGUGGAGCCACAAGCAGAUUUUAUUCAGAAGUUGGUGUCGGAGGUGGGUGAUGGUGCCAACACUGCUGAGGAGGAGCAGAGAGAGGUGAAUAACCUGUAUCCUUUAAUGAGGCAUCAGAACGGAGGAAGAGACUCCUGGAACAAAGGGGCAAAGGAUUCACCACCACAAGAAAAUUUAGCAAAUAUGGUUGAAGACCUUAAGGAAGUUGUCCUGAAGCUGGCUGCCGCCGACAAGCUGCGCUCUCAGGGCUUUAUCAGAUCAGAGCAGAGUCUCCCAAAAACAAACAAAAGAGCGUGUUUCUGGAAAUACUGUGUGACCAACUAGAGCCCAGCAGACAGAUGUUCGGGACUCGUCAGAGGAAAAUCCACCUUCCAUCUUAUUCUUUUCUUUCCCAUAUAAAAACACACAUGUACUGUCUGUAACAGAUACAAAAAAGAAGAUUAUAUAUUUUUUAAACCUGUAAUUUUUUUGUUCUGUUUAUGUUUUUGACUGAAAUAAACUAGGAUAUCUUAAACGGCCUC